GAGUCGCAUAGUAAGAUCACUUGGUCAACAUUGCCAAGUGACUACGUGUAGAGUCGUGCUAUAACGAUGACCUGGAAGAUUUAGGCGGCUGUUGCAGCGAGGCGCUGUAGCUGCUGUGGUUGUCGUGAAACCGUGACGUGUGAGUGAGGAUGUCCCAGCUUACCGCCGCUGCUGCUGCCGCUGCCGUGUUGCCAGAGAGGAGCUGCGAGGGAGCCGGCUGAGGGAGCUCCGCAGGGAGCAGCAGAUAACGCAGCAACAAAUGCGGCAAGCGGCGGACACCACCAACACGUGAGGAGGAGUUCCUUGGGAGCCACCCGGCGUCCCGCAGGCGCCGCGAGUCCCACCUCGCCAGAGCGCUCGGCAUCGUCUGAUGAGUAUCGCCGUUGGUAGACCAUGAAACACAUCAGGUGUCAAGGUGUCGCUCUCCCGAGGAAGAGUUUUUGUUUGUCUCGGUGGGCUCCAACAGGAAGACGCAGAGCACAAAGCGGGAUUCCGUGAGUCUCACUGGUGGCGAACGGACGCGUGAGUAACAGUCGGCUAUGGCAUCCUGAAGUACCACAGCGAGACAGACCAUGACAGGUUGGAAAAAACUAACAGAGCAUGCACCAUCGGUCAACCUUCAUUUCUAUCAUUUUGAGCAUAGAAAUAUUUCAAAUGUGGAAAUUAAAUGAUAUAGCGGCAUGAUGUCAUAGGAUUUUUCUUUUCGUGCACAACUUGCAAAAGCUCGUGUAAUUUCGACCCAUAUUGUGAUGUAAAUUUAUUUAGACCUUAUAAAAGUAGUUAUUGCAACAUUUACUCUCGAUUGUGAGCAGGCCACUGGUCAGGAGGUGAAAACCCAUCCGUUUAGACCCAGUGAAGCAGAGGGAGGAGGCCCCGUGCUGGAGGAAAAGCCAAAGGGCCAACGCAGACUGGGGCUGACGGUUCAGGGCCACUCCUUUUCCAGCAAGCCCAACGUCAUAGCCUUCAAGAAUUUUGAUGUUGGGAAAAUAUACAAGUUGAAAGUGGUUCUGACCAACGUGUCCUACACCAGCAACUUCUGCCGCUACAAGGGCAUGAGCGAACAUCUGGAGGACUCCGUCAGUGUGCGGUUCAAGCCUCCGGGACAGAUGUCUGCAGGAAUGUCCUUUGAGCUGAUGGUUACUUUCGAGGCGACAAAAAACGAGGACCUGAAUGGAGAGCUGCAGUUUGCAGCUCAGAGCGGACCCUUCACAGUGCCAGUGCAGUGCACAACUAAGAAAUGUGACGUGACGGUGGACAGGUCCAAGAUUGACUUUGGCACCCACGUGGUCGGAGAGACCAUAAGGAGGACCUUCACGUUGGUGAACCGAGGUGCUCUCGGGACCAGGUUCCGUUUCGUGAAGGCAGACUAUAAAGAGGCACAACAGGUCCGGGCAGCACCACGUGGGUGUGUGGCAGUGCCAGCUCACAGCAAGGCCCUGAAAGCACACGCACUCCCGUAGGGCUGUUGUCUACAUCAGGCUAGCCACAGAUACCUGUGGUUGUGAUCAAUGUUGCCAUAUGUACACAGGAGUGGUUGGCAUGACAGCUGCUGUGGGUCUGUGAGGGAUCCGGGGAGGGUCCUGGGGGUCCAGUGUGGGUCUGGGGGGUGGGGGUUGCCAGUGUGGGUCCUUGGUGCAUCUUGGGGGGGUCUGAGGUAGCACCGUUCUUUCAAACACCUUUAAAGUGGCUUUAAAAUAUUCACCCACUCACAUACCUAUUCACUUACCCACUUAUCUAUUCACCCUGUCUCUGUGUCUCUCUGCCCGCUAUAAAUGAACUCACCAACAAGCACGGAAAGGACUGCACUGACGCGGAGCCUAUGUCCACCGCGUCUUAUUUCCCCUUACCACUCGGCCCUACAACAACAACAAGCGCAGUUCCAAACUUGGUGGCGGUGACACCACACAGCGCUUGUGCAGGCGAGGUGCACUCUCGUGUCACGUGAAAUGUGGAAGGCUCCGCUGGCAAGCCACGGACCCGACCCAGGUGCCAUGAAUUGACCGAGAGGACCGGCAGAUUCACAACAUAUUCUCUCCACUGCUGAAUUCUAUUCACCCAGCACUCCGGUCGUUGAUGUCAGCAUCGCUCCUCCGCAGUUAUUGGAGGACAGCUGUCUCCAACUGCUUUGUAGUCUAAAGUAGCGUCCUUCACGAACUUCUUCCUCCACACUAGUUACGGUCAUCGGCAAGUCAUCAGGUAUCCGCAUCUGUCAUGGUUUGUGCGGAUGCGGUUCAGGGUGGACCACGAAUCCGCAUCCACUGAUGCACAAAUGUAAACUUAACUCUCCAGUAAUAGUGUGACUGUCCUCCAAAACAGACCGUACAACAUUACAAUGACACGAUGCCGAAUCACAAAUACGAAGGAGACAUCACAGUGAUACACUCCGCUACUCCUGACACAGUUAUCUGGCUUGACCACCUGAAUGUGAAAUUGUAGUUGUUGCUCUACAUCUACAUCAGCAGCCAUACGAAAGAAGAUCCGCACGUCGACUCCGCUCCACAUCCUCCUCAAGCCCGGACCGCGCCCGUUCAGCCCCUCUUUCUAUCCAAUCAAACAGAAGCUGCUUCGUUAUGGUUCGGUUGUGUAUUUUAUAACUUUAAUAUCCAUAAGAGGUGUUUGGGUUAGAUCGCGUAAAUGUGAAUGUGU
This is a messenger RNA of Petromyzon marinus (sea lamprey), 2646 nucleotides long. The record is from RefSeq and is a predicted model, not a curated record. Lineage: Eukaryota; Metazoa; Chordata; Hyperoartia; Petromyzontiformes; Petromyzontidae.